Molecule: messenger RNA, 2749 nt
Organism: Erythranthe guttata (spotted monkey flower)
Lineage: Eukaryota; Viridiplantae; Streptophyta; Magnoliopsida; Lamiales; Phrymaceae
Source: RefSeq, a predicted model, not a curated record
CAUCGAUGCCUUAAAUUUCAUCACACACAACACACACCACCUCCAUCACUUUACUUAUUUAUUUCUUGAUCCUGCCUUUUGCAUUAUUCUCUUCACCUUUAUAAUUUUCUGUACUUCCACAACCACAUUAUAUAUAUAUAAUGGGGAGUGGGUUUAUAAAGAAAUGGAUGAUUCUGUGCGUGUUUUUAUCUGUGGCGGUGAAUCUACGAGACGGUGUUACAGCGGAGCCUCAAGUUCCGUGUUACUUCAUAUUUGGUGAUUCAUUAGUUGACAAUGGUAAUAACAACAACAUUCAGUCAUUGGCCAAGGCGAACUACUUGCCGUACGGCACUGAUUUCCCUCAAGGCCCUACCGGUAGAUUCUCCAACGGUAAAACUACCGUCGAUGUCGUCGCGGAGCUGCUAGGGUUUGAUGAUUACAUUCCACCGUACGCCACUGCGCGUGGGGAACAAAUACUCAGGGGAGUGAAUUACGCAUCAGCUGCUGCUGGAAUUAGACAAGAAACUGGACAGCAACUGGGUGCUCGAAUCGAUUUUUCGGCACAAAUAAACAACUACAAGAACACAGUUGCACAAGUGGUGGAUAUACUAGGCGACGAAAACACCGCUGCGGAUUACUUGAGGAAGUGCAUAUAUUCAGUUGGAGUUGGUAGUAAUGACUAUCUUAACAACUACUUCAUGCCUAAUUACUACUCGACUAGCCGACAGUAUACACCCCAACAAUACGCAGACGUUCUCAUUCGACAAUAUUCCGAGCAAAUACGUACUCUGUACAACUAUGGAGCUAGGAAGUUUGCUUUAAACGGAAUAGGGCAAAUCGGGUGCAGCCCGAAUGCACUGGCUCAAAAUAGCCCCGACGGUGUUACUUGCGUGCAAAGAAUCAACGGUGCGAAUCAGAUAUUCAACAGCAGACUCAGAUCAUUAGUUGAUGAGUUCAACAGCAAUUCACAGGAUGCACAGUUCAUCUACCUCAACGCGUACGACGUUUUCCAGGAUUUAAUCGACAACCCCUCAUCUUUCGGUUUUAGAGUGUCGAACGCUGGGUGCUGUGGGGUGGGGAGGAACAACGGGCAAAUAACAUGCCUUCCGUUCCAGAAUUCAUGCCAAAACAGAGAUGAAUAUGUUUUCUGGGAUGCGUUUCAUCCUACGGAGGCUGCUAAUAUUAUUGUCGGUAGAAGAGCGUACAGUGCUGAGAAGGCAUCCGAUGCGCAUCCCUUUGAUAUUCGCCGUUUGGCUCAAUUUCUCUCUCUCUCUCUCUCUCUCUCUCUCUCUCUCUCUUCUCUCUCUCAUUACAACCACAUAAACAAUGAACACUAUUCGCACGUGAAAAUUUGGCGAAAUGCCAAACAGUGCCCCAACCAAUUAUUGAAUAUUAUAUUCAUAUCUAUUUAUAUGGGCUCUUAUUUGCCACAUAAUUUAUUCAAUACAACAUACACAACAAGAUUUCUGCAACUAAAAAUGGAGUACUCCAGGCUUAACUUGUGGUACCUUCUGGCAUGUGUUGUAAUCAUAUUGCAAAGUCAUCAUCGUAUGGUUGUCGGUGAGCCAAAAGUUCCGUGCUUGUUCAUAUUUGGCGACUCUUUGGUGGACAACGGCAACAACAAUUACCGCGAAACCACCGCUAAAGUCAACUACGAGCCUUACGGCGUUGACUUUCCCGCCGGCCCGACCGGCAGAUUCACUAAUGGCCGUAAUACCAUCGAUAUCAUUGCUGAAAUGUUGGGCUUUGACGAGUACAUUCCACCGUAUGCUACCGCCACCAAUCAGAAUAUUCUCGGCGGUGUAAACUAUGGCUCCGGCGGUGCUGGGAUUCUUUAUGAAUCUGGACGUCAACUUUACGGUGACGUAAUCAGUUUCGACGAGCAAUUAUCGAACCACGAGGCAACGAUUUCGCGGAUCGCGAAAUUGGUGGGCGGGAAAAGCGCAGCGAAAAAACACUUGAAAUCGUGUUUGUAUUCAGUGGGACUGGGAAAUAACGACUACCUCGCAAAUUACCUCCCCAAAUACUACGCCUCGACCGCAAAACAGACCUCGCAAACCUUCGCCGCACUCCUCAUUGCCAAAUACACAAAGCAGCUCAUAAAACUGUACAAAACCGGAGCGAGAAACGUCGUCGUAUUCGCACCUGGUAAAUUAGGGUGCGUCCCCCAGCAGAUAUCCACAUACGGCAGCUCCGACGGAUCCUUCUGCUUCGAAACCAGCAACGAAAUAGUCCAGAUCUUCGCCGACGGUGUGAAGCUUCUCAUCGAUAGUCUCAACAAACUUCUCCCCGGCGCUAAAUUCAUUCACACAGACACCUCCACCGCCACAUCCUACGGCAACAUCACGGUGGCGACGGAGCCGUGUUGCCCGACGUCGACGGAUGUGAGCAACAGCGGGCACUGCAUACGAGGAAGCGUUGUGUGUAGUAACAGAGACGAGUACUUGUUCUGGGACGCCUUCCAUCCAACGGAGGCUGCUAAUUUGAUCUCCGCCAAAAUUGUGUAUGAUGAUAUUUAUCCCUUGUUUGCUGAUCCGAUUGCUGCUUCCUGAUUAUUUUAUCACGACAAAUUAAUUGCUUUUUAAUAUUUUUAUUGUUGUUUUUAAGAACUGAAUUAGAUGUUAAUUAUUUAAGCUAUUCGGGCCGUCGUUUGUAAGCCCAAUUAAUGUUUUAGCCCACUCUUUUAUGUUUUUAAUUAAUAUGUAAUGUGUAGUUCGGGCCUUUCUGCUACUUAAUAAAUUGUUCCAAAAUCGACAUCUUUUUUUUACCG